AUGUUCAGUGGUCCAACACGAGGAGGAACCCGUGGAGGGCAAGCCCAGUUUUCGUGGGACAAUGUCAAGAAUGACAAACAUCGCGAAAACUACCUCGGUCACAGCGUGAUGGCUCCCGUGGGACGUUGGCAGAAAGGCAAGGAUGUGAAUUGGUACACGAAGGAUGGUGCCUCAGCGGAGGAAGUUGCUGCGGCAAAGAAGGCGGAGAUUCAGAGGAUCAAGGAGCAGGAGGAGGACGCGUUGGCGGCUGCCUUUUCCGAUCCGGCGGACGCCAGGUGA
Saitoella complicata NRRL Y-17804 is the source of this 279-nucleotide messenger RNA. RefSeq lists its product as uncharacterized. Lineage: Eukaryota; Fungi; Ascomycota; Saitoellomycetes; Saitoellales; Saitoellaceae. The record is from RefSeq and is a predicted model, not a curated record. Bases 1 to 279 code for a protein of 92 amino acids. The transcript is spliced from 2 exons.